Molecule: messenger RNA, 4779 nt
Organism: Callorhinchus milii (elephant shark)
Lineage: Eukaryota; Metazoa; Chordata; Chondrichthyes; Chimaeriformes; Callorhinchidae
Gene: atmin
Product: ATM interactor
Exons: 4
Coding region: 4-2370 (788 amino acids)
Biological process (GO): regulation of transcription by RNA polymerase II
Cellular component (GO): nucleus
Molecular function (GO): DNA-binding transcription factor activity, RNA polymerase II-specific; transcription cis-regulatory region binding
Source: RefSeq, a predicted model, not a curated record
AAAAUGGCGGCGGCCUGGGCUGCGGCGCGCUGCUCCUUUCCCGCCGAGAGCCUGGGCCCGCAAGCCGGGGGGCAGGGCCCCGAGAUGAUCAGGCCCUCGGUCAGCGAGCUGACCAGGGAGGUGAGGAGCAACAUCCUGUGCACCGUGAAGGGCUGCGGCAAGAUCCUGCCCAACCCCCCGGCGCUCGGCAUGCACCUGGUCAAGUCUCACCGGGUCAAGGACUGCAGCAUAAAUCCAACAGUUAGAAAGGACUUGAAGUCUUCUGUUCAAAAGCUAUAUUGCUGCCCCAUUGAAGGUUGUCCAAGGGGACCAAAUAGGCCGUUUUCUGAGUUUUCCCGUGUCAAGCAGCACUUUAUGAAAAUUCAUGCUGAAAAGAAAUACAAAUGUGACAAGUGCAGUAACUCGUAUGGGACGGAAAGGGACUUGAAGCGGCACGCGGAAUAUUGUGGGAAGAUCUUCCAGUGCACUUGUGGGUGUCCUUAUGCCAGCCGAACAGCGUUGCUAUCGCACAUUUAUCGGACUGGGCAUGAAAUCCCUGCUGAACACCGAGAUCCACCAGGAAAGAAGCGGAAGAGUGAAGAAUUAAAUCAGAAUCACUUCACCAAGACUGCAAAAGAGCAACAGAAAACACAGUCUGUCCAAGAGCCAGCAGAGAAUAAUCAGGGGUUUUCUGUGGAAAGCACCUUUGGAAACUGUGGCAGUAAUCAAAAUCCCACUCCUGCAAAACAAAUCCAGAAGUUGUUGCUCCCGAAGCCUAGGGUUGCACUGGUCAAACUACCGGUAAUGCACUUCACUCACUUACCAGUCUUUGUAUCUUCAGGCACACCUGUGGAUAGCUCCAUCAAAUCAGUUGUAGUUGCUGUUGACAAUCAAGGAUCUGUUAUGAGCACAAUGCAUGUCUUGUCUACUUCAGAGGGAACUCUCAUACCAACUUUGGAAGCCAAAACAUUGAACUUUAAAGACACUGUGCCGUUAUCCAAGAUGGCCAGUGUCAUGGUGGUUGAACCAGUCAGUGCUGCAGUGCAAGUAAAUAUGGAUUCAGACCACCAAGUCUUGACGCAAUUUGGAGACCUAGGGCAAAAGAACAAGUGUACUUCUAUGAACGUGCAGACAGACAUAUCGUACCUUGCACAGAACCCAUUGCCAGAAUCCCUUGCUGAAUGUUGCUCCCCUGAGAGUACCGUGUCUGCUUGCGCACAGACUGAUUUGACUUUCAGUGCCCAAGUAUUGCUGCCCAUCAGUGUUCAGACACAGACGUUUGGAUCAGACCCGAAAAUUACUACAUCGAUGAGUGCUCAGACAGAUUCUUUUGACCAAUCCUGUUUUCCAUCGUAUGGGGUAUCUAGGGAAACGCAAACUAAUGUGAUGGUGAAUUCAGCUCAUGUUGGAGGCCCCAUACACCAAGCUUUAAUUAAUACAGAUAAUCCAGAAGAUAUGUUUGACCAUUCUUCAAGUUCUUAUGCUGUUUGCAGACAAACUCAAACUAGUUUUGCUUUGGUCGCAGAGGAUCUGGAUCAAAGACUAGCCAACACGGCUAAUCAUGCCCUGGAUCUGCAGAGCACUGAUAAAUCACUGGUUGAUUUUCAGGUUCAAACCAGUUUACUUCAACAGAACCCUAUGACUGACAAUCAAACUCAGACAAUGAGCCUGUUCAACGAUUUGGAAAAUAUUCUAUCAGAAAGCAUGUCUGGUCAUUCACUGGAGAACCGUGGGCUUUUAUCUGAAUCCAGCCACACCUCUGGAGAGAACAUGGCCAGCAACCAGGUACAGACUGCAGCCAUCGACUUUGAUAUUGAAGAGUUUUUGUCUGCAACUAACAUCCAAACUCAGACAGAGGAGAAUGAGCUUGGUGCUAUGCAGGCAGUUUCUGCUCUGGAGUCCUUAGAUAUAGAAACUCAAACCGACUUCCUGUUUUCGGACCAUCCUGGCCAAGUGGACACUGGCAGGGGGCCGAACAACUAUUUAGGACUCGAAAUGUUUGAUACUCAAACUCAAACCGAUUUAAACUUCUUACUAGACAGCAGUUCACAUCUACCUCUCGGCAGUAUCCUGAAACAAUCUAGCUUCUCUCUAAGCACGGAUUCAAACAAUACAGAAACCCAGACUGAUGUCCACAGCCUGGUUAGAAAUAACUACAGCGCUGAAAGCCAGGUGCGGUUAAACUGUGCUGAAACACAGACAACAAGCAGUUGCUUUGAAAACCUGGGUAGUUUGUUCUGCACCAGCAAUGAAACGCAGACUGUCGUUGAUGACUUUCUCCUGGCAGAUAUGGCUUGGAAUCCACUGGAGUCUCACUUCAGUUCAGUUGAGACACAAACGUGCGAUGAAAUCUUUUCCUUAUUCCAAAAUACAGACAAAAGUAGCAAUUAAACUGCACAGAGUGCAGGAGGGAUACCCUUGAGCUUGGUGUGGAGUGUGGCAUUACCAGGACUUUCCACUAUUGCUGCUCUGGAAUCAACCGCUUGUCAGUAUUGAAUAGAAAUAUUUAUUUCACUCCACUCUUCCCUUCCCCACCCACCAACAUUGUUGGCAUUCGGGUGGGCUUCCAUUUGGCAGCUUUCUGUGAACACCCCCCCCCACCCCACUCAGGAUUGGAAAGUAUAGACAGAACAUGGAUCCAGAACUCAUGUCUUCCCAUUUCAUAUCACAAUGUAUUAGCCCAUCAACCUGCUGAACCACCGUGGAAAGGCUGCCGUUCCAGUAGAAUACGUCCAGUUGAUUUAAUGGUUGUGAAUGAUUCACACUUCUAGAACUGAGAAGUCCUUUUCUGCAUACCUGGUCUUUAACACAGCCAUCAGAUCAGCCUUGGGAACUUUAAGGGUAGUAGGCUAUAAAACUGAACAGAUAUACUUCUCACUCCUCCCUCUCAGUUCAUUACUUUUCACAAGUAUCUGGGACAGUAAGGGAUCUGAUUAUGUGAGGGCAACCUUUCAUGCACUGCAGUAGCUUGUUUGGUGGUGCCAGUAGGGGGAGGGGGUCACCUGAACCAGCACAAGGCUGAAGCAUGAACAAUAAGGCUCAUCCAUGGGUACCUCAAAAGAUCCUUGCAAGAACAAUUGAGUUUUCAGGCCCAAAGUUUAUCGUUAGGAUUCAAAACCCUCCAGUUUGGCAUAGACAUUUCACCAGCCUUGCAUAAAGCUCCCUUCCAUUAACUCAAGAGAGGCAAAAUUCUGCUCCCCACAGCUUCAGACUUCAUGGAUUCAGUAGGAAGCAGAUUUAAACAUUCUGGAAGAAAUUACAUCCAGGUCAAAAUUUUGGGUUGUUCCCUUUAUUUGAAAGUGAAUACUAACAGUUUGAGGGACAGCAGUAGAACACUAAAUACUGAUAGGUUUGCAGUUUUGUUUAUUAGUUUCUGUAUGGUUAUAUAAAUUUUGCAUUAUUUAUAUCUGUAUGUGUAAAAUGUAAUUGUUUGAGCAGAAAAAUGAAGUUCACCUCGUAUUUGUAUUGCGCUAUUGUUUGUGCAAAUUCAAGUGGUCACUAACAGAGUUCUGUUAGCUGUCUUAUUCAAAGAAAAGUUGCUACACACUACAUUGAUGAUGGUACCUGCAUACAUUUCUGGUGGUCUUUUGAGCUCUCGCAUUUUAAUGCUUGCCCAAGAUAGGUAUAAUGGCUACUUGGGUCGUCCUCCCAACAUGAAAGGCACUAUAAAAUUUUAUUUGUUGUUGAUCCAUGUUUUACACUUCAACACUGUUUAGUAGUUCCUGGUUUGUUGCAGUCACUGCUUUGUUUCCCAAGUCGACAAAGGCUCAGAUGGGAACUUGACAUGUUAUCCCUCGACUUUAUACUAGCUUUAUUUUUUACAAAUUUGAUCAUUAGCAUUGCCAUCUGCAGUGUUUAAAGAAGUUCCUUUUGAGGAGUGACUGCUUGGCAAGCAGGAGAGAUUUGCAGAGCCCCUGCAAAAACUAAAAUAAUGAUUUCCUUUGGAGUGACUUGUUCAUCUAUGACUGCUUUUGGUGAUUAAAUUGGAGAAUGUGUCACUCGCACGCCUAACCUUGCCCUCGAUGAAUGUUCACACACCUGUAUUAUCCAGGUAUCACAAUGGUGAUCAGAACCCAGGAACUUUGACUACCUUCUCCUGUAUAGCCACUGAAGCUAAUUGCAGUGCUUUGACUUUACCCUGGAGUCCAGUAUUUAAACCGGUGACUUUCCGGUUUGUUACACCAGGGUGGCUUUAACCAAGGCAGCUCUUUGAAUUUUAUUCUGUUUAACUGAUUUGGUUUUGCUAAACUUUGUAUCAGUUCUUUGUAUGGUGUUUCAUUCAUUUCACAGGUGUAGUGUUUAUUUUGCAUAGAUCAAAAAUGACUACACAGUAUUUGUACAGUUUAUGUUUGUGCUGUUAUUGGAUCAUUUGCAUUGCUGACUUUGAAAAAUGAACCAUUGUAUACAUAAAGCUGCUACACUCCAUUACAAGUGUACCUGCAUGUGUAACUUAUUUGCAGAUCUUUUGUUCAGAAGAACCUAAAGAACUGUGUGGUUUUGGAACUGUUUAUAUCACUAAUGUGUUGUGUAAAUGCAUGCAAAAUAUUCAAGUGCCAAAGUGACAGUUUUUCUUUUUUUGGAAAGGGAUUUGUAAGCUGAUAUUAUCAGUGUUAUUUAAUGUAACCGUCAGAAUGGUUUAAUUGUACUCCAGUCUACUGGAAAUUUGCACAUUGUUUAAUUUAUUUUCCUUGUGUAUAUUGUACAAGUUCAGUUGAUAUUUGCAUAAAGCACUUAUGGAUGCUGGUUAAAAUUAUUGGUGAGUUGCACAAAAUAAAAGUUAGUUUCUCCACAAAAGAUAAA